AUGGGACCGUCGACGCCAGCUCUCGUGACCAUCGUGGCCGUGUGGGCGUUCCUCCUCCUGACGUCGCACGUUUCGCCCGGCGCGGCCGGCGUGCAGCUUGAUGGAGCUGGUAGCUCCAACUCCGCGGGCAUCCUAGCUGCCUGGGCGCAUGCUUACCGAUACACACGCGACGACGUCAGAAUUAACUACAGCCAGCCUGGGUUGCAGGUGGCCCUCACCCAGUACUCGCAAGGCAUCGUGGACUUCCUUGCCACGGACCGCGGCGUCUUUGGCAAUGACUUCAGCAACUUGAUACAACUGCCUCUGGCGGCACAGGCGAUGGCCAUGGGCUACAACAUUCCCUCACUCCAUUCCUCGGACCCCGCCCUGAUCAUGAACAGGACGGUCUUGGCCGCGAUUUGGGCUGGAGAGAUCACGAUGUGGGACGAUACAGCCAUUCGAGAGCUCAACCCUGCCUUGGUGGGCAAGCUACCGUCGGAGCCGAUCGCCGUCGGCUAUAUCGACUCCACCAUCACCAUUUCGUUCGUCGAGGUGCUUAAGAAAACGCUGGAGAGCUUCAGCGACGACUUCCGCGUGGCUUUCGCCGCGGCCAACCGCACCUUUGGAAAGCUUCCGGGUGCCGCAAGCGGCGGCACACUGAAGCUCAUCUCCGGCUCAUCACCUGCUCGUGCUGCCUGGAUGAUGCAAACCAACUACAGCAUGACAUUCCUCAACUUUGCCGAGACCGUGGGCCAGGUGCCUCUCAUGCGCAUGUACAACAAGGCAGGCACCCUCGUUGAUCCCAGCGUCGCCUCCGUCCAGUCUGCCAUGGCCGACUUUGAGGCCUACUACGACAACGGCGAGUUUACGGUGGACAUCCUCGACGCCAAUGGAACCAACUCGUGGCCCAUGGCCUACCUUACCUUCCUCUCCAUGGACUUCAACGGAAGCUACGCCGACUGCACCAACGUGCAGGAGCUGCUCAACUUUGUUUCGUGGAUCGACACCAAUGACGAGGCGUCUUCGACAGCGAUCGCAGCGAACGUGGCACCACUGGACAUCGGCCUGCGAAAGAAGCUCAUCAACCAGCUGAACGGCGUACAGUGCAACGGGCAACAGGCCUUCACCAAGGCAUUCCUGGUGGGCGUUGGGGCGGAGCUAUCGCUCAUAACCUCGUGGUCGGUCUCGUGGUCGGCCGACCAGAGCAAGCUCAAGUACUACCAGGAGACGUCAACCGUGGCCAAGGAGCAGCUGGUCCAGUACAACUCUGAUUUCGGUGUAAGCGUCAACGCGCUCACCGACGGCUGGGUACAACAAAUGAGCGACGUGGGCCAGAUACCUGCCGCCGCCUUUGCCCUGGCCCCAGGAUACAACAUUCCUGAGCUGGCUGGCAACUAUUUGGUGCUCGACUGUGAGACGCUGGCAGCGAUCUACUUGAACUCGAUCACCAUGUGGAAUGACUCGCGCAUCAAGAGCAUCAACUCGCCCGUUGUCGCCGCCCUACUACCCGCCCAGCCGAUUGUAGUGGUCACGCUCUCCGAAAGUUCGGCCAUCACGCAGCUCUUCACCUACAUGCUCAACGCCACCGUGCCCAGCUUUGCCGCUCAGAAGAAGACCCCGUACGAGCUCACGGCUUGCCUUGGCAAGGUCGGUGUUGGAGGGUUGCCCCACUUCCCAGUCUUGGACGCGUUCAACAGGUCGCUGACAGCGUCUGACGGCGUAGGGCUCACGUCGCUCCUGCGGUCCACCACGUACUCGAUCGCUACGUGGAUGCACCAGCCGCUUCUGCAGAGCCGCUCGCUGGGCGUAGCGUCGAUGAUCAAUCCGGCCAACAAGACGGUGCGCGCCUCGAUGACUUCGGUGGCGAGCGCGAUGAACGACUUCCUCCAAUCUGGCACCCCGCUCGCCUACACGUCGCUCGUACUGGGCAAAGGAGAAGCAAGCUGGCCGCUCGCCACCUUCGCCUCGAUCAUCUACCGACAAAAGUCAAUGAACGAUUGCAGCGACGCCCGAGCGCUGGCCGACUUCCUGUGGUGGUCGCAAUUCGACCCCAACGCCGAACAGGUGGCCAUCAGUCAAAACUACGUGCUGGCGUCGUCAAUUGCCAGAGCCAAGAGCUACUUUCUCAGGCUGAUGAAGAACUUCACGUGCGACGGCGUUGCGGCGAGCAGCUACGCCGGGUGCAUCAACGACGGAAUGCUGUGCUCUGACCAGGGCACAUGCACCGACGGCGUGUGUCAGUGCAAUUCGGGGCGAACGGGCCAGUACUGCGACCAGCUCUCCCAAUCCAGAAUCAGCGACGACCAGCUCGUGGCCAUCCUGCUCGGCACGAUCAUACCGUUGGCGUUCUGCUGCUGCCUGCUACUGGUCGGUGCCAUCAUCUGGGCCGGGUACCUCUCCCGCGCCAGGAAGCGAGGCGAAGACGACUGGGAGAUCCGGUACGACGAGCUCGAGGUCGGCGCGCACCUGGGCACGGGUGGCUUCGGCGAGGUCUACCGGGCCACGUGGAAGGGCACCGAAGUGGCCGUCAAGGUCAUGUUGGCCGAACGGGUCACCAAGGACAUGGCGAGGCGAUUCAAGGACGAGGUGAGGGUGAUGACGGCGUUGAGGCAUCCCAACGUGGUGCUGUUCAUGGCGGCGUCGACCAAGGCGCCCAAAAUGUGCAUCGUCAUGGAGUACAUGGCUCUCGGCUGUUUGUUCGACUUGCUGCACAACGAGCUGAUUCCGGAGCUGCCGUUCGCGCUCAAGGCCAAGAUGGCCUACCAGGCCUCCAAGGGCAUGCACUUCCUCCACUCGUCGGGCAUCGUGCACCGCGACCUCAAGUCGCUCAACCUGCUGCUCGACACCAAGUGGAACGUCAAGGUGAGCGACUUCGGCCUCACCAAGUUCAAGGAGGACAUCGGAAAGGGCGCAGAGCGCGACAUCGGCGGCAGCGUGCACUGGACGGCGCCCGAGAUUCUCAACGAAUCGGCUGACGUGGACUACAUCUUGGCCGACGUGUACAGCUUCGGCAUCAUCCUGUGGGAGCUGCUCACCCGCGAGCAGCCCUACUUCGGCCUAAGCCCUUCGGCGGUGGCCAUUUCCGUCAUUCGCGACGGCCUCCGACCGCACAUGCCGCAUAACCUGGGCGGAUGGCCGGCAGAGUACGACGAGCUGAUCACGAGCUGCUGGCACCACGACACCACCAUUCGCCCCACGUUCCUCGAGAUCAUGACCCGCCUCUCCACCAUGCACGGCGGCUCCACAUCGGCCGGCGUGACGACCUACACCUCCAAGACUUCGUCCUCCUCGGGCAACUCGGGAUUGGCCAAUAUACCGAAGAGGAACAGCUUCGGGUCGUGGACGCUGCCCUCAGCCACCAACUCGUCCGUGGGCUCGUCCCACUCAUCGCGGAACUCGUUGGCGGCGGCGCCGAUGACUGGCAAGGACGUGCGGCCGCCCGAGGGCGAGGUGACGAUCGUGUUCACCGACAUCACGCGCGCCGCCUCGCUCUGGGAGUUCAACGCCGCCGCCAUGCGCGACGCCACGCUCCUCCACAACGACAUCCUGCGGCGCGCGCUGCAAAAGCACCGCGGCUACGAGGUGGUCUUCAUCAAGGACAAGAACUCGGGCGAGGGCUCGUUCUGCAUGGCCUUCCAGCACUCCACCGACGCGCUGGCCUGGUGCUCGGAGGUGCAGCAGGUCCUGCUCGCUGCCUUCUGGCCCGAGGAGCUGCUGGAGCACCCGGGCGCGGCCGAGGAGUGGGGCGACACCGACAAUCGGGUCAUGUUCAAGGGCCUGCGGGUGCGCAUGGGCGUGCACGUGGGCACUCCACGCAUGGUGCGCGAUCCGAUGACGCGGCGCAUGGAGUACAUCGGACCGGUGGUCAACGCCGCGGCCCGGAUCACGGCUCUCACACACGGCGGCCAGAUCGUGAUGAGUCAGGCCACCUACGUCCGGGUCAAGAACGACCUCGCGGCCCAGGGGAAGGUCAUCCUUGGGCUCGGUCGCUUCGAAAUGCCCGACCACCCACGAGGGUCGAAGCUGUACGAGUUGAAGAUCGCUGGGCUGGAGGGGCGCUUCUUCGGUGGCGUGGCGAUCGACAACCUCGAUCACGAGGCCGACAGGUCCACCAGCACGCGCGCCUCCUCGAACCGAAGCACGAUCUCGGGGGCCAGCAGUGCCGGCAGCGAAGUGCAGACGGUCGUGGGCGAGGGCAUGAUGUUCAAGGAGGACACCUUCCUCACGUCGGCCAACCUGUGCCGCUGGAUCAUCGACUUCGCCGAGAUCCAGGUCGGGCGGCAGGUGGGCCUCGGGUCCUACGGCACGGUGUACCACGGCAGGUGGAAGGGCGUGGAGGUGGCGGUGAAGCGGUUCAUCAAGCAGAAGCUGGACGAGCGGCGCAUGCUCGAGUUCCGCGCCGAGAUGGCCUUCCUGUCGGAGCUUCACCACCCCAACAUCGUCCUCUUCAUCGGGGCGUGUGUGAAGAAACCCAACCUGUGCAUCGUGACCGAGUUCAUGAAGCAGGGCUCGCUCAAGGACAUCCUCACCGACAGUUCCAUCAAGCUCACGUGGCAACACAAGCUCCAAAUGCUGCGACGAGCCGCGCUGGGCAUCAACUACCUGCACUCACUUCACCCCAUCAUCGUGCACCGCGACCUGAAGCCGUCCAACCUGCUGGUGGACGAGAACUGGAACGUGAAGGUGGCCGAUUUCGGGUUCGCGCGCAUCAAGGAGGAGAACGCCACGAUGACCCGGUGCGGCACACCCUGCUGGACGGCGCCGGAGGUCAUCCGCGGGGACAAGUACGACGAGCGGGCCGACGUGUUCUCCUUCGGCGUGGUCAUGUGGCAGGUGCUCACGCGCAAGGAGCCCUUCGCCGGGCGCAACUUCAUGGGCGUGUCGCUCGACGUGCUCGAGGGCAAGCGGCCCCAGAUCCCCAAUGACUGCCCGCCCGAGUUCACCAAGAUGCUGAAGCGGUGCUGGCACGCCUCGCCCGGCAAGCGGCCGCACAUGGACGACGUGCUGGCCUUCCUCGACGGACUCAUUGCCGGCGACGAAGAAGACGACACCUACCAGCCCAGCGUCGUGUAG
Messenger RNA from Acanthamoeba castellanii str. Neff, 5052 nucleotides. RefSeq names its product phosphate ABC transporter, putative. The transcript has 19 exons. Gene Ontology annotation, molecular function: protein kinase activity; ATP binding. The record is from RefSeq and is a predicted model, not a curated record. The coding region runs from base 1 to 5052 and encodes 1683 amino acids. Gene Ontology annotation, biological process: cyclic nucleotide biosynthetic process; intracellular signal transduction; protein phosphorylation. Lineage: Eukaryota; Discosea; Longamoebia; Acanthamoebidae.